AUGCCCUCCUCCAUCCCCAGCACCUCGCAAAAACUCCACCCAACCUACCCCCCACAACCACCAGAUAUCUCCUCGUCAGCAAAAGAGUCGGACCGCACACAAACCAUCAUCUCAGCCCUGAACCUACAACGGCACAUUGAAGGCGGCUACUUUGCUGAGCUCGACCGCAACCCGCUGAUCAUUCCGAACCCUUUCCUUUCGUCCACGUCCGCGCCGUCGAAUACGCAAACUGCUGAUAAACCUUUUUCCGGCGACGACUCGGUGCGCAAUGCGAGUACGUCUAUUUACUACUUGUUGACGCCGGCGUCGCCGCAGGGCUGCUUUCAUCGGAAUAAGGGGCGCACGGUGCAUACGCUUGUCGAGGGGCGGGGGAGGUAUGUUUUGAUUCAUGAUGAUGAAGAACAUGGGGAGAAAGGGAAGAAGCGGGUUGAGAGUUUCGUCGUGGGGAAGGAUGUUGAGAAGGGGGAGAAGAGCGUGUGGAUUGUUGAGGGGGGGAAGUUCAAGGCGAGUUAUCUUUUACCCAUGCGGGAGGGCGGUAAGGAUGCGGAUGAUAGGCUUUUGAUUAGUGAGACUGUUAUACCGGGCUUCGAGUACUCUGAUCACGACUUCUUGACGCUGGACAAGUUUAGGGAUAUCGUUACGGAAGAGCAGGCAGAGGAGUUGGAGUGGUUGGUUCGCAGGGUGUAG
Molecule: messenger RNA, 687 nt
Organism: Cucurbitaria berberidis CBS 394.84
Lineage: Eukaryota; Fungi; Ascomycota; Dothideomycetes; Pleosporales; Cucurbitariaceae
Exons: 2
Coding region: 1-687 (228 amino acids)
Cellular component (GO): intracellular anatomical structure
Source: RefSeq, a predicted model, not a curated record